Messenger RNA from Mobula hypostoma (lesser devil ray), 852 nucleotides. Its product is annotated as proproteinase E-like. Gene Ontology annotation, molecular function: serine-type endopeptidase activity. NCBI's taxonomy places the organism in Eukaryota, Metazoa, Chordata, Chondrichthyes, Myliobatiformes, Myliobatidae. Gene Ontology annotation, biological process: proteolysis. The transcript is spliced from 8 exons. The coding region runs from base 1 to 801 and encodes 266 amino acids. The record is from RefSeq and is a predicted model, not a curated record.
AUGAAAGCCCUCCUUGUCCUCCUGUUUGUGGCUGGCGCCAAUGCCUGUGGAAGUCCCAGCUAUCCAGCAUACAGCAGGGUAGUCAAUGGGAUUGAAGCAAGACCAUACAGCUGGCCCUGGCAGGUCUCCUUGCAAGUGAAUCGAGGAAGCUAUUAUUCCCAUACCUGUGGCGGAAGCCUCAUUGACAGUAACUGGGUAGUAACAGCAGGCCAUUGCAUCCACUCAGGCCGUGCUUAUCGGGUGGUGCUUGGUGAGUUCGACAGGGGUACGGAAGAAGGUCCGGAACAGACUAUUUAUGCAGCAGAGAUCUUUGUUCACCCUCAAUGGAACCCCAGCUGCCUGUCCUGUGGGAAUGACAUUGCUCUGAUCAAACUUACAACACCUGCCGUACUGAAUGACAAAGUCAAGACGGCCUGCAUUCCUCCAGCUGGUUACAUAUUUGAGAAUAACCAUCCCUGCUACGUGACUGGAUGGGGAAGACUCUACACUGGUGGCCCACUUCCAGAAAAGUUGCAACAAGCCCUACUGCCAAUUGUUGACCAUCAGACAUGCGAGCAGAGAGACUGGUGGGGGAGCAGUGUGAGAACUACCAUGGUUUGCGCUGGAGGAUAUGAGAAGUCUGGAUGUAAUGGAGAUUCUGGAGGUCCUUUGAACUGUGAAGGUCCUGAUGGAUUUUGGUAUGUUUAUGGUGUAGUCAGCUUUGGGUCAGGUAGAGGCUGCAACACCCCUCAGAAACCAACUGUCUUCACCCGCAUAUCAGCUUUCAACUCUUGGAUAUAUUCAGUAAUGGGUAAUAAUUGAAAGGCCAGACAACAAUAUUUCAACAUCUCCCUAUCAGUGAAAUGAAUAAAC